This is a messenger RNA of Drosophila miranda, 1547 nucleotides long. Its product is annotated as hsp90 co-chaperone Cdc37-like. NCBI's taxonomy places the organism in Eukaryota, Metazoa, Arthropoda, Insecta, Diptera, Drosophilidae. Bases 113 to 1375 code for a protein of 420 amino acids. Gene Ontology annotation, molecular function: heat shock protein binding; protein-folding chaperone binding; protein kinase binding. The record is from RefSeq and is a predicted model, not a curated record. The transcript has a single exon. Gene Ontology annotation, cellular component: cytoplasm. Gene Ontology annotation, biological process: protein folding; protein stabilization.
GCUUUUUACGUAAAAUUGCACUAAAUUUCACCUUUUCGAUUGCUAGCUUUGGCGUGGGCUAAAUAAGAAAAAAGAUUUUUUGAACUUUUACGUGGAAAAAAAAAGCAUCAAAAUGGUGGACUACAGCAAGUGGAAAGACAUUGAUAUUUCGGAUGCUGAGGACGACGAGGAGCCGAAAAUUAAUAACGAGGCCCUAUUCCUCUGGCGUGAGCAGGAAUGGGUGGAGCGUCUGGAGGUAUUGGUCAGGGGCGAGGAGGACAUUAAAGAGAAACGAAAGAGCAUCGACGCUCGCCUCGUGGAUAUCAAGGAGCGCAUCAGCGCAAAAGAUGGCGAUGAAGUCGCCCUCAAGAAGGAGCUGGAAAAAGUCGAGAAGGAGGGCAAGAAACUUGAUCGCGUGGAGAACGACAUGAUGCUGAAGGAGAAAAAGGCAUGGGAUGUGGACAAAAUCGACAAGUCGUUCUUCGAGAAGAUCGGGAUCACUAAGAGUGCCGGUCGCAAGCCAGACGAGGAGCUUUCCUUGGAGGAGUUCGAGGAGUUCGUCAAGGAGAACGAGGAGCUGUGCAAACAAUACGGAAUGCUGCGCAAAUACGAGGACUCCAAGCGCUUCCUAGAAGAGCACCAGCAGUUGGUCUGCGAGGAGACGUGCUGCUAUCUGACGAAUUGGUGCAUCGACCUGGAGGUGGAGAAGAAGCACGAGCUGGUGGAUCAUUUGGCCCAUCAGUGCGUCUGCAUGCAGUACAUCCUCGAGCUGGGCGAGCGCCUGGGUGUAGAUCCGCGGGCCUGUGUCAGCUCGUUCUUUUCAAGGACCCAGCUAUGCUUGCCCGAGUACCUCUAUCACUUCGAGAACGAUGUCAAGGAGUACAAGAAACGCGUCCAAGAUGAAGCACAGGAAAAGAUUCAGGCGGCCAAGGCGAAGGUGCAAGAUGUGCAAAGCCGCUUGGGUCCCGGCGGGCUGGACCCACUUGAGGUCUAUGAAUCCCUGCCCGAAGAGGUGCAGGCCGGCUUCACGACUUGCGACACAGAGCUGUUGGUAAAGCUCUUCGACGCAAUGCCAUGGGAAGUGGCCAAUUAUCAUCAUCAACGUUGCUUAGCCUCGGGUCUAUGGCUCCUAAAGGAUGCAGACGGGGCCGCUGGGAAAGACGCUGCUGCUACAAAUGCUGCUGCAGCUGAUGCUACAGCCGCUGCCACAACUGCUGAUACAACUGCUGCUGCAGCCGCUGCCACAGCUGCUGCCACAACUGCUGCUACAGCUGAUUCUUCAGCCGCUGCCUCAGCUGAUGCUAUAACUACUGCUACAGCCGCUGCCACAGCUGCUGCUGACGAUGCCAAGGAGGAGCCCAUCUACACUGGCGUCAGCACCGAAGAUCUUGACUGAUUGCCUGCGGCGAAUCAUUGCCGGUGCCAUCUUCGCUAGAAGUCUAAUCCUAAUUUCCGGUCCCCGGCACACACACACACAUACAAUAAAUAUAAUAAACAGAUUCAAUCAUCCGAAGCCUUCUAAGUUCAGUUUUUCGGUAUAUGAUUUGAAAAAAGUCAGCUAAAUUCUC